AUGGACAUUGAUGAGGCCGGAUUACAAAGAAAGUUGAAAUUAAAUGAGCUUGAAGAGAUUCGAAAUGAGGCCUACGAUUCGGCUAUGAUUUACAAGGACAAUGCUAAAACGUUCCAUGACCGUAUGAUUAAGAAGAAAGACUUUGUCGUUGGGCAGAAAGUUCUAUUGUUUCAUUCUCGACUUAAGCUGUUUCCGGGAAAAUUACGUUCUAGAUGGCUUGGCCCGUUUGUUAUUACUCACAUUUUUCCUUCUGGUGCUAUCAGGAUUAAAGGUAUAAAGAUUGAUAAGGAGUUCACGGUCAAUGGACAUCGCUUGAAGCCGUACUAUGAAAACUUUGUGGAGCCUAACGUGGAGGAGACUUCUCUCAUUGAACCUAAAGCAAGUGAAUUUUUGGAGAUAGUCUAG
This is a messenger RNA of Argentina anserina (silverweed cinquefoil), 405 nucleotides long. RefSeq lists its product as uncharacterized. The transcript has a single exon. Bases 1 to 405 code for a protein of 134 amino acids. The record is from RefSeq and is a predicted model, not a curated record. Lineage: Eukaryota; Viridiplantae; Streptophyta; Magnoliopsida; Rosales; Rosaceae.